Molecule: messenger RNA, 1387 nt
Organism: Prunus avium (sweet cherry)
Lineage: Eukaryota; Viridiplantae; Streptophyta; Magnoliopsida; Rosales; Rosaceae
Source: RefSeq, a predicted model, not a curated record
UCAUUACCAGAACAGAGAGCAAUCAAAAACCAAAACACACAAAAGGUAAAAGGCCAAGCUGCAAGAUCAAGACCAUAGUAGGGGAUCUGAACUCUGACAUGGCUGCUCAACCUCCCACAAUCCCUCUCCUUACCCCUUACAAAUUGGGAAAAUUCAAUCUUUCUCAUAGAGUUGUUUUAGCGCCAUUGACUAGAUGGAGAUCAUACCACAGUGUUCCUCAACCACAUGCCAUCUUAUAUUACUCUCAGAGAACAUCCAAUGGGGGUCUUCUCAUAGCUGAAGCCACUGGAGUUUCUGACACAGCUCAAGGGUACCCAGAUACUCCUGGUAUAUGGACAAAGGAGCAAGUGGAAGCAUGGAAACCCAUUGUUGAUGCCGUUCAUGCUAAAGAUGGUGUCUUCUUCUGUCAGAUUUGGCAUGUGGGGAGGGUUUCAAAUAGUGGUUAUCAACCAAAUGGGCAAGCUCCAAUCUCUUCUACUGACAAGCCAAUACGAUUAAAUGGCAUUGAUGCCAGUGAAUUCACACCUCCAAGGCUAUUAAGGACCGAUGAAAUUCCACAAAUUGUCAAUGAUUUUAGACUCGCUGCAAAGAAUGCUAUUGAAGCUGGCUUUGAUGGAGUUGAAAUUCAUGGGGGCCAUGGCUACCUUCUUGAUCAGUUUUUGAAAGAUCAAGUGAAUGAUCGAACAGACCAAUAUGGUGGAUCUCUAGAGAAUCGUUGUCGAUUUCCUUUGGAAGUCGUUGAAGCUGUUGUUAACGAGAUAGGAGCAGAUAAAGUUGGAAUUAAACUAUCUCCAUUUGAUGACUAUAUGGACUCAGGGGAUUCAAAUCCAAAUGCAUUAGGCCUUUAUAUGGCCAAUUCCUUGAACAAAUAUGGGAUUCUGUACUGCCACAUGGCUGAGUCAAGAAUGGAGACAGUUGGAGAGAAAAGUGAAAGCCCCCACAGUCUUGUACCCAUGAGAAAGGCUUUCAAUGGUACCUUCAUUGCUACUGGUGGUUUUGACAGGGAAGAUGGGAACAAAGCUGUGGCAGAGGGCCAUGCAGAUCUCAUCGCAUAUGGACGUUGGUUUUUGGCUAAUCCAGAUUUGCCAAAAAGAUUUGAGCUCAAUGCUCCUCUAAACAAGUACAAUAGAGACACAUUCUACCUAUCUGAUCCGGUUAUUGGUUACACUGAUUACCCAUUUCUUGAAACCACUGCUUAAGUUUCCUCCAGCCUACGGACGCUUGAAGCCUUGAACACUCUACCUGUAGGCUUUGUUGUUACUUUUCUUUCACCGUAACAUGUAGUUAUUAUUUCUACUGCAGGCGCUGGUGCUUUCUAAGAGACCGGAUUCUAAUUCUUUUAAGAUUUUGCAUUUGGCAGAUAUACCAGGCCUUACUUCCUUCGCUA